AUGUCUAGAAUGCGUGAUUAUAAACUAGUAGUUCUAGGUGCCGGUGGUGUGGGUAAAUCCUGUUUAACCGUACAAUUUGUACAAGGUGUCUACUUAGAUACCUAUGACCCUACUAUUGAAGAUUCGUACCGUAAGAAUAUUGAAAUUGAUAAUAAGCAAUUUUCUUUGGAGAUUUUAGAUACUGCAGGUGUUGCUCAAUUUACUGCAAUGAGAGAACUUUAUAUCAAAUCAGGGAUGGGUUUCUUAUUAGUUUACUCUGUCACAGAUAGACAAUCAUUACAAGAGUUGAUGGAACUAAGGGAACAAGUACUUAGAAUUAAAGAUAUGGAUCAUGUCCCAAUGGUUCUGAUUGGUAAUAAAGCCGAUUUGAUUGAUGAAAGAGUAGUUCCUGUAGAGGAAGGAAUUGCCUUAAGUGGAGAAUGGGGAAAAGUUCCAUUCUAUGAAACAUCUGCUUUGUUACGUAGUAAUGUUGACGAAGUGUUUGUAGAUUUAGUCAGACAAAUUUUACGGGAUGAAUUGGCAGCUCAACAGGAAGUUAGAACCCAUGGACACUCCGCUAUUGGAAAUGGCGUGAAUAAUAGAAGUAAUAGCUCUAGAUCAGUAUUGACCAAUAACAAUGCAAGCUCCCGACAACAAAAUUCUCCAAAACCACAAUAUUCACCAUCACAAAACUCUCCACAACUAGCUUCAAAUUCAAUGCAUCAUAAUUCAACAUCUUCAAAUAUAAAUAGAUCAGGAGCCGGUGGUAGAAAACCAAGUGGUUCAGCCAAUGGUAUUCCAUCAAGCCCGCAACGUUUACAAACUCAGCAAUCUAUCAACUCUAAUAUAAAUACUGCCAAUAAUACCCGGACACAAGCACCUAAGACUCAAAAUGGUUCAUCAUCUAAUGGAACAAGAUCUAAUAGUCAAACUAAUAAACCAAUAAGGAGAACAGCAGAGUCAGCGAAAGCUACUACCAAUAAAUUGAAAACUAACUUAAAAUCAUCAUCAACGCUUUCCAGCUCUCAAAAGAAGAAAAAGAAAGAUUGUAUCCUUAUGUAA
Henningerozyma blattae CBS 6284 is the source of this 1041-nucleotide messenger RNA. RefSeq names its product Ras family GTPase RSR1 (gene RSR1). The transcript has a single exon. Gene Ontology annotation, cellular component: plasma membrane. The record is from RefSeq and is a predicted model, not a curated record. Gene Ontology annotation, molecular function: GTP binding; GTPase activity; GDP binding. Gene Ontology annotation, biological process: signal transduction. Bases 1 to 1041 code for a protein of 346 amino acids. Lineage: Eukaryota; Fungi; Ascomycota; Saccharomycetes; Saccharomycetales; Saccharomycetaceae.